AUUUAUUUAUUUUAACAAACUAACUUUUAAAAUUGGCCCUUUUUGCUCCUUCCAACGACUCCUCCAGACCCGUACUUCGUCCUUCUGAUCCAUUACCUUUCAUCAUCAUCAUCAUCAUCAACUUCUUUUUUCUUCAUAUCAUCUAGGGUUCCGAAGAGUUGAAGAGAGAAACCUAUGGACUUGGCCUGUGUAAAUUGCAGAUACCCCAUUAAUCAAUUCAAAUACAGAGGUCGGGCAAUUUCAAGCCAUCAUCAUGCGACGUUACGAGCUCCAUCUUCUUUCUAUUCCUUCCCUGGAAAAAUUAGUAGUAGUAGAAGAGAAAGAAGUAAAUGUUUCUUACGGAUUUCAAAUUUCGCGGCUUUCGUAACUCAGAGUUCUACCAAUGGUGCUAUAACGAGAAUAUCUACGGCCAGCGGUGCAGGAUCACUGCUGGGCAAGUCGAGCGCCGCCAUGGAGCAGCUUGACAUCGAGCGUGGCGUUUGUAUACCGUUUCGCAAGUACACUCCCGAGACAGUGAGGAAUAAGGUGUUGGAAUCUAGAGGAGCUGUUGUAUCAUUAAUUCUUCGAGGUGUGGAGAUUGUGUGGAGUUUGGGCUUUUACUGGUCUACGUUGAUGUAUGAUUUCUUGGUUGGAAGGGAUGAAGAGGUUGUCCCAUUUCGUGCUCGGCAGCUUAGGAAUCUCUUAUGUGAUUUGGGACCUUCUUUCAUCAAAGCUGGUCAGGUUCUUGCAAAUAGACCCGAUAUUAUUAGAGAAGAUUACAUGAAUGAACUUUGCAUCCUUCAAGAUGAUGUUCCUCCUUUCCCUAAUCAGGUUGCUUUCAACAUUAUAGAAGAGGAAUUGGGUCAGCCUCUUGAAGCUAUAUUCAGUAAAAUCUCAUCUCAGACAAUAGCAGCAGCAAGUUUGGGUCAAGUUUAUCGAGCUACAUUACGUAGCACUGGUCAGGAUGUUGCUAUUAAGGUGCAAAGGCCAGGGAUAGAGCCUAUAAUAUAUCGAGAUCUUUUUCUUUUCCGUACUCUGGCUUCAUUCUUGAAUGGCUUUAGUCUACAGAAACUGGGCUGCAAUGCUGAGCUGAUAGUUGAUGAAUUUGGUGAGAAGCUUUUGGAGGAACUUGAUUAUACUUUGGAAGCACGUAAUAUAGAAGACUUUAUUGAGAAUUUCAAAAAUGAUCCUACUGUCAAAAUCCCUCUGGUUUACAAACAGUUAUCCGGUCGACGAGUUUUAGUAAUGGAAUGGAUUGAUGGUAUUCGGUGCACUGAUCCACAGGCUAUUAAAGAAGCUGGCAUUGAUUUAGAUGGGUUUUUAACUGUUGGUGUAAGUGCUGCUUUACGGCAACUACUAGAGUUUGGACUAUUUCAUGGAGAUCCACAUCCUGGAAAUAUUUUUGCUAUGCAAGAUGGGCGUAUUGCAUAUGUCGACUUUGGGAAUGUUGCGGUGCUUAGUCAGCAAAAUAAACAGAUUCUGAUUGAUGCUGUUGUUCAUGCUGUAAAUGAGGACUAUGCUGAGAUGGCAAAUGACUUCACCCGGCUAGGCUUUUUGGCUCCUGGAACUGAUGUCGCUCCCAUUAUUCCUGCUUUAGAAGCAAUCUGGCAGAACUCUUCUGGAAAAGGACUCUCUGACUUUAAUUUCCGAAGUGUUACGGGGAAAUUUAAUCAAUUAGUCUAUAAUUAUCCCAUCCGUAUCCCAGAGAGGUUUUCUCUUGUUAUUCGUUCUUUAUUGACUCAAGAGGGCAUCUGUUUCACUUUGGAGCCAAACUUCAAGUUUCUCGAGGUGGCCUAUCCAUACGUGGCAAAGCGGCUUCUAACGGAUCCAAAUCCUGCUCUACGAGAACGCCUCAUACAGGUCCUUUUUAAAGAUGGCCUUUUCCAGUGGAAGCGGCUCGAGAACCUCAUCACUCUUGCCAAAGAAAACGUGGCCAAGAUGAGCAGCAACCCCGCCUUGCAAGUGAAGGGCCUGCAAACAUUUGAAAAAAAAUUGGACCUCACGGACACCAUGAAAGACGGAGCUCGUCUAUUCAUUAUCGAUGAAGGAAUCCGUCGACAACUUCUUCUUGCCUUGACUGAAGACUCAAAGCUUCACAUUCAGGAGCUUGUGGACGUAUACAGGCUUAUUCAAGAUGAGAUAGACGUACAAAAUGUAGCUUUGGAAGUUGUAAGAGACUUCCCAACUGUUGUUAGAGAUCUCAUGCUUUCUUGGAGUGAGUCGGUUUUGUCAGAUAGAUAGUUCUUGAGAAGCUUCAGGAAAAAACGACACCCAGUUUUACUAUCAGUUCAGCGGAAGAAAAGUUAGAUUAUAUGACAACUAAUUUUUCGUAUAGUUUUCAUAGAACGACAGCCUGAUGUUUAUCGUCGUAGUUAUAGAAAUGUGUAGAUAUUAUCUAUCUAUAUUCGGGAAAGUGUAAAGUUAGACAACAUUUGCUAUUUUGCUUUGCUGCAUGUAGUAUAGACACACCAUUAUAUAAAUAUAUAUAUAUAUAUAGGGAAUUUACUUA
Molecule: messenger RNA, 2488 nt
Organism: Humulus lupulus (European hop)
Lineage: Eukaryota; Viridiplantae; Streptophyta; Magnoliopsida; Rosales; Cannabaceae
Product: protein ACTIVITY OF BC1 COMPLEX KINASE 1, chloroplastic
Exons: 14
Coding region: 175-2220 (681 amino acids)
Biological process (GO): protein phosphorylation
Molecular function (GO): protein kinase activity; ATP binding
Source: RefSeq, a predicted model, not a curated record